CCCGUCCGUGCAGCUCGGCCCUCUCUCGGUGGAAGACCGCGGUCCGAGUGACAGCUCGUCUCUGCUCUUACAAAACUCAAACUCAAAGUGCCAUGGAGGAAUCGAGUAGUUGACGUUUCCUGUUGCAACCUUCUCUUUUUAAGCUUUCUUCCCGUCUGAUCAUCGUGUUGCCUGACCCGGUGCAUUAACGUGUUUUAACUCCCAGCGACUUUUUCCAACCCGACAUCAUGAAGUACAUCAUCGGUAUCGGCGGAGUAACCAACGGAGGGAAAACCACCCUCACUAACAGACUGAUCAAGAACCUGCCAAACUGCUGCGUUGUCCACCAAGAUGACUUCUUCAAGCCACAAGAUCAGAUUGAAGUUGGCGAAGAUGGCUUUAAGCAGUACGAUGUCAUCACUGCUCUGGACAUGGAUGCCAUGAUGAGUACGAUCUACGCAUGGUUGGACAACCCAGUGAAGUUUGAGAAGUCUCAUGGCGUUAAUAACACCCUGGAUACCGAUAUCAUCCCAAAGUCUGACCAUAAGGACGAGGAAACUCACAUCCUUAUUGUGGAGGGCUUUCUGCUUUACACCUAUCAACCUUUGAUCGACGUGCUGAACCAACGCUACUUCAUUUCCAUCCCUUAUGAAGAAUGCGAAAAGAGGAGGUGCUCAAGGAACUACACAGUGCCUGAUCCACCUGGCCUGUUCAACGGCCAUGUCUGGCCCAUGUAUCUGAAACACAAGAACAUCAUGGAGGCAUCAGAUGUUGAUGUCGCGCAGCUAGAUGGAACCUGGUCAAAGGAACGACUGUUCAACAUUGUCUAUGGUGAAAUCCUGAAUAACAUGCAAUCUGUAACAAAGGUCAUCUGAUCGGCUAAAGGAAGCGUAUACUCAAUCUGCAAGCAGAACACCAUCUUCAUUUAAGUUUCUACCUGGCAGUUCAUUUCCUUGACUGCUAUGCUUUAUCUUUUUGACACCAUAAAGUGCUGGUGAAUUUUAUAUCAUAUUUAUUGCUUUGUUAUAGCCUACACUCCAAAGAGAGUUGAUGGCGUUAUCAGGAUGAAAGUCAGUUGUACAAGUCAAUAAAUGAUCCUCCCGCCAA
Molecule: messenger RNA, 1086 nt
Organism: Cololabis saira (Pacific saury)
Lineage: Eukaryota; Metazoa; Chordata; Actinopteri; Beloniformes; Belonidae
Gene: mibp2
Product: muscle-specific beta 1 integrin binding protein 2
Exons: 8
Coding region: 228-854 (208 amino acids)
Cellular component (GO): cytoplasm
Source: RefSeq, a predicted model, not a curated record